ACUUCCUCCCGUCCCCUCGCGUCUGAGCCGCUCACGCUGGUCUCGCCGGGCUCGGCCCUCCCAGGCUCUCCCGCGCCGCUGAAGAUGGCCGCUGCGGCGCGGCCCGGGGCGGAGCCGUGGAACCGCGUGAGGAUCCCCCAGGCGGGCAGCCGCCGCACACUCACGGUGCAGGAGCCCAGUGCCACCCUAGAUGUUUGCAUUGCAGCUGUCAUUAAAGGAUGCCAUCUCGUCACACAGUCACUCAAGAGCCAGACCUUAGAUGUGGAAGUCGAUGUGUUAUGCUCAGUUCUCUACAGCAAUCACAACAGACUGGGCCGCCACAAGCCACAUUUGGCCCUCAGACAGGUAGAACAGUGCUUAAAGCGUUUGAAAAACAUGCAUUUGGAGGACUCCGUUGAAGACCUGUCAGAGUUGUUGUCUGCCAGUGAAACUCAGCCUGGAGCUACCAAAAACCGUGUCGUCCCCAGCCAGCCGGUGGUGGAGGUAGCGCUGAUGAAAGUCUUGGGGGGCUGCAAGUUGUUGCUGCGCUUGCUGGACUGCUGCUGCAAGGCAUUCCUAUUGACUGUGAAGCACUUGGGGUUGCAGGAAUUCAUUAUUUUGAACCUAGUGAUGGUUGGGCUGGUAAGCAGGUUAUGGGUUCUUCAUAAAGGACUUUUAAGGAGGCUGAUUUCCUUAUAUGAACCAUUGUUUGGAUUGUUUCAGGAGGUCUCCAGGAUUCAGCCCAUGCCUUACUUCAAAGAUUUUGCCUUUCCCUCUGACAUCACUGACUUUCUAGGUCCCCCUUACCUUGAAGUCUUUAAUAGAAAAACGCCUGCAGCUUUUGCCACUAAAGGAGUAACUAAGUUGCUAAACAAACUAUUUUUAAUGAAAGAACAACUACCAAAGAUCAAUGAAGACACUGUAGAUAGAAUUUCCAAAACAUCUCAACAAAUGAAAAGCAACCUACAGAGUAGUGUGGACCUGGGACAGCCAGUGAAAAUGAGUAAAAAGACCAAAAAAGAACAGCCUUCGGGAUUUGACGUGCGGGCUCUCUGCACGAGGCUUCGAAAUAAAGCUGCUCAGGAGACCAACUAUGACUUUAAAUAUUCUCAGUCCACAACAAAGGCAACCAAACAUCCCUGUCAGAAACUGAGAAGAACUCACUGGGCUAACAGUAUUGUGCAAAGAAUCCAAGUGACCAAGACUUUCACCCAACUUUCUGAAGAAAUCCAAAUGGCAAUUGUGUGGUCACGGAAAAAAAAGCUCAAGGCUCAGGCCACCUAUCUGGGCAACAAACUUCUUAAGAGUAACAGACUUAGACAUGUGGAAGCUCAAGGGCACAGUUUGCCAAAGAAGUUACAGUGCAUGAAAACAUCUCUUUGCAACUGCCUUCUUCGAGGCACUUCAAAGCAUCCUCCCAGACAAAGAAGAUCAAAGCAUAAAGUUUUAUCGAGACAAAGAAAACCGCAGAGAAAGUUGCAGUCAACUUUUUUAAAGGAAGCCCAGCAGGUCCCUGAAGGGACUCUGAAGAGCACUGGGGGCACCAGUGCUAAGUGCAGACACUCAGGUGGGACAGUUCAGAGGUCAGAUAUCUGUCCUAACAGAAAGCAGGUCUUGAGAAGACUUUCAAAGCCUGGCCUAAAAAAAAAGGAGCUGGGGAUCCAUAGGAAUCCUACAGGGGGCAGUGGAAAUGAAACUGGCUUGUGGAUGAAGAGACAGAUAGAUAAUGCACCAGAAAGUGCUAAGGAGGCAGAUGACAUUGAUGAUAUUUUCGCUUUGAUGGGAGUGUAGAUGUACCUAUGUGAAAGUUCUGAGCAGUUAACAAAAGCUGGCUCAGUGUUCUGUUUUAGGCGGGACUGCUAAGAGCUGGAAACACUGCUUGGGCUGGGAGCUGCUUCUGUGCAGGAGUCUGCAGGAGCGCACACCAGCUCAAUAAACAUUCACAGCACCUUUGUGUAAGUUAA
Psammomys obesus (fat sand rat) is the source of this 1943-nucleotide messenger RNA. It is a transcript of the gene Rmp64, whose product is annotated as nucleolus and neural progenitor protein. The record is from RefSeq and is a predicted model, not a curated record. Gene Ontology annotation, biological process: positive regulation of Notch signaling pathway. Gene Ontology annotation, cellular component: nucleus. The transcript has 9 exons. Lineage: Eukaryota; Metazoa; Chordata; Mammalia; Rodentia; Muridae. The coding region runs from base 85 to 1770 and encodes 561 amino acids.